Molecule: messenger RNA, 1036 nt
Organism: Rhipicephalus microplus (southern cattle tick)
Lineage: Eukaryota; Metazoa; Arthropoda; Arachnida; Ixodida; Ixodidae
Product: testis-expressed protein 11
Molecular function (GO): protein binding
Source: RefSeq, a predicted model, not a curated record
UCCACGGGCUUCUCCAACACUUAUACAGAAGUGGGUGACUGCAUUGAAAAGGCAGCCAAUAUUCUCUUUGUAUGUGAGAAUGGCAAGUGGCACGCGGAGCAAUGUCAGUGGUUCGCUACUGUGUGCUGGAACCUAGCGUUGCAGCCAGAAGCGAAUGCUGAGCAACAGUUUCGCCUGCUUAGCCACAGUUUCAAGCUAAUGUUAAACGUUCAUGGCCGCCAGGACACCACAAAGCGAAUCACCACCUACGCCAUCAUGGCGACGUUAUCAGGAGUCACGGCUUCCAGGCGCCCGGCUAUAGACGUACAACUUAAGGAGGCAAUCCUGAGGGAUGUUUAUCAAAUUGCAGAGAAGCUGAAGGAAGUGAACCCGCGCUGGCGUGAAAACAAACAGCUGGCGUUGAUGCUUCUCACGGCCGAGUUUGAAGCUAUUGUCUGUGGACCAGGAGCACCUAAUGGCAAAGCUGUGCUGGCCCAGGUCCUGUCCCUCUCUGGAGACAAUACGGACAUCAUUGAGGGAUUUGUUGCCAUCUGCCAGGAUGCCAGCUGCAAGAAGGGUGCGUUCUCAGUGCCGUUGCUGCGACGCUGCAUUGGUCUCACAACAGCGCAGAAUGAGCCGGACAAGUUGGUCAAAUACUACCACUUGCUCUUUCAGGCAUUGCUGGAUGCACGUGAUGAGGAUGGACUCGUGGCUUGUACUGAUGAUGUUAUCAAGCUGCACUGCUCAACAUUCCCAGAGACAGAGCUUAUCUGGAUGAUGACCACGGUGUGGAAUGAAGGGCUGCAGCGAUAUAUCGAGGGUGCCCUACCAAGUGCCAAACGCUACCUCAACUGCGCCCUUCGCAUCGUUGACAUUCUGCCAACGCUAAAAGCCGCGUACCAGCAGCGCCUUCUGUCGCGAUAUCAAGGGCUCUUCGAGGAUGAAAUGGAUCAGCAGUCUACGACUAAUGACAAUUCUGCGUAGUGCCUUAACUUUGCCAAACCUUAGUUUCUAGACUUUGUUACCUGCCAAGUCAAUGCGCUGUUAUUUCCAGUUA